Molecule: messenger RNA, 4423 nt
Organism: Oncorhynchus kisutch (coho salmon)
Lineage: Eukaryota; Metazoa; Chordata; Actinopteri; Salmoniformes; Salmonidae
Gene: dtl
Product: denticleless E3 ubiquitin protein ligase homolog (Drosophila)
Exons: 14
Coding region: 779-2707 (642 amino acids)
Biological process (GO): proteasome-mediated ubiquitin-dependent protein catabolic process; mitotic G2 DNA damage checkpoint signaling
Cellular component (GO): nucleus
Molecular function (GO): protein binding; protein-macromolecule adaptor activity
Source: RefSeq, a predicted model, not a curated record
UUACUCCAGGCAGUCCCCAUUGACCUGGUGACCUCUGACUCCAGGCCUCUACUUCCAGACCGACUGCUCUAUCCCUGGGCCUGAGAGCGUAUACUCCCUGGAACUCCAGACCUACUCUCCCUACCCGGUCAACACCCCUCUUACUGGGCAUCACCCAUCACCAAGUCUCAGCCAUCUCUAUAACCUUGCCCACCAGCGGAACCGGGGCAUCCACACUUAAGCACCCCUCCCUGGACUGGGAGUGUCUGAAUGUAGCUAGCUAGUUUUAGUUUGUUUAUCACUGUGACGAAUAGCAAACAAGCUAGCUUGUCAUUUUAAUUGUAGUAGCUAGCUUAGUAAGCUAGUUGCUUGAUGACUGGUUAACUGUACACACCUUUGUCCAACUCCAUGAAAGCUGAAUUUGUAUCAAAUUAUUGUUCCCCAUAACCAGCCUCUGACAAGAAUGGACGUGCAGUUAAAAGCGACAUUGCUUAUAUUUUAGAUUUCACGUGAAAUAACUUUAUAUUCUCUUCAACGGUAUCAAUUUAGCAUGUUUCAUUCCGCACGAAGGUAGAAAGUGACGUAGUACAGGAAGUGUCAGCUUUCCAACCAAUCAGCGAGUGUGAUGUCGUUUUCGCGGGUGAUUCGUGUUAUAUUUAUGUUACUUAACAACAACAAAAAAUAUAUAUAUGUGUAUGUUACUUCAGUUCGCGCGAAUGGGGACCCACGAACUGAUGACCACCGCACAGAAAUCAAUCUAAAAAAAUCGAAAUAUUAGAAAAAUCGUCUAGCUUCAGAAAUGCUUUUUCGCUCCAUUGUCGACAGAGGAGUCCGUAGACGGAGGUGCAAUGACCUCAACCCAAAAUACAAUUUGUCCUCUCUGCUGGACUGCUACCAGUGUACCCGUCAUGAUGAACACAUCACAUACGGGAAUCCGGGGGUCGCCUUCGCUACAGCCCCCGGGCUGCAGGGCGUCCUUGCAGUGGCCAGUGAGGAGGGAGUCCUGAGGCUGUACAACACAGAGAACCGACAGAGUCCACUGCUGAAAGAAUGGUUGGCACAUGAUAAUGCUAUCUGUGACCUUGCUUGGGUGCCAGGGGAGGCUAGCUUGGUGACCGCGUCAGGUGAUCAGAUGGCCAAGCUGUGGGAUGUGACAUCUGGGGAGCUCCUUGGUAGCUUCAAGGGGCACCAGUGCAGCCUCAAGUCUGUUGCAUUCACACAGCAGGAGAAAGCUGUGUUCUGUACUGGGGGCCGAGAUGGGAAUAUUAUGGUCUGGGACACAAGGUGCAGCAAAAAAGAUGGCUUCUACAGGCAGGUAAAGCAGAUCAGUGGAGCUCACAAUAAGAUGGACAGAAACACACCCUCUAAAACAAAGAAGAAACACCCCGGCACACGCGGCAUGGACCCCUCUGUGGACUCCCAGCAGAGUGUCACGGUGGUUCUGUUCCAGGAUGAACACACACUCAUCUCCUCAGGUGCUGUUGAUGGGAUAAUCAAGAUGUGGGACCUCCGGAAAAACUACACAGCGUACCACCAUGACCCCAUCCCACUCCAGGCGUACCCGUACCCAGGGACUAGCACACGGAAGCUAGGUUACUCAGGGCUGGUGUUGGACUCCACUGGCUCCAACCUGUUCUCCAACUGCACUGACAACAACAUCUACAUGUUCAAUGUCAGCGGGCUGAAAACCACUCCAGUGGCAGUCUUCGGUGGUCACCUCAACUCCUCGUUUUACGUGAAGUCCACUGUUAGCCCCGACAACCAGUUCCUGGCUAGUGGCUCAAGUGACCAUCAUGCGUACAUCUGGAAGAUCUCCGACACAAAACACCCUCCCAUGAUGCUUCAGGGCCACAGCCAGCAAGUGACCUCCAUAGCAUGGUGCCCCACAGAUUUCACAAAGAUUGCUUCCUGCUCUGAUGACAACACCAUACGGAUCUGGCGUCUGGACCGAGGUACAGAUGGAGCAAAGUCUUCUGUCGGAGAGGCCAAUCUGGUGGGCUGGGCAUGUCCUAAACCUGCCACCACCAUGCCCAGUCCAAUGCCUUUGAACCAGGCGGAGUGCACCCCAGCCAAGAGUCCCUGGCCAAGGCAUCUGGGGGCCCUGGCCUCCCCCCAGCCUGCUGCCUGUGCCCCCAGAGGAGCAGACCUGCCUCUCGCCUCAAGCACCACCGCCGCCUCCCCCCUUCAGGCCCAGGGCUCCAGGGCCACCCUCAUACGUCAGAAAACGCCCUUCAUCAGCAACUGGUUUGCCCGGACUCCCGGGGAACAGAUCACCCCUCCUCUCCGCAAGGUGCUUAGCCCCUGUCCCAUCCCUACCCUUUCCUCGGAGAGGACGGCCAAGCGCCGGCUGGAGAAUGGUGACAGUGGGGCGGCAGGGGGCUGUGAAGGUUCAGGGGAGUGUGACGGCAUCACAGGGCUCUACCCCGCAGCCAAGAGGAACCGGGGACUAGCAGGAGUGUGCUGCCCUAGCCAGGAGCCACCUCAUGCGGCCACAGAGAGGAGCGAGGCCUGGGGAAAAGCAGACCUCCAGGUGGAAGACCAGAGGCCUGUCCCAGCCACACAGGCUGACAAGGAGAAGAGCUCUCCAAAAGGGGCAGACUGGUUGUCAGCAAUGAGCCAGAAGCUGAGGAAAGGUGUGGGAAAACCCAGCAGCACUCCCAGAAGCACCAGUGCCCCCAAGAGGCAAGAUGGCAGGAUACCGACCUCACCAGUAUACACAAGAUCCUAAAAUUACAAGUUGACCAGAAAUGUAUGAAGUCUAUUGAUGUUCUUAACAGGAUUUGCGGCAUCUCUUGGACGUGUUUUUCAUAAUGUGAUAACACAUGGUGUUCAAAAUGUAGAAAAAACAUUGAUGUCUCUUACUGCAUAACCAGGAACCUGUUAUCAUUUACCUUUCUGCUGUUCCCUCCUUCUCCCAGGCAAUGUCCUCUCCCUCCUGGGCAAUGCGCUCACUGAAAUCCAUUAAGAAAAUAUCUUCCUAGUUCCAGCGAAGGACUUGGGAGUGAUCAGCUUGGAAUGAAAUGGUUUUCUCCGUGAUGAUUCAGAGACAAUAUUUAUAUUUGUAAUAAAAUAUAUAUUUCCUAUAUUUGUAUUUUAAUUUGGAUCACUGUUCAACAUAGAGAAAUCUUUUUAAAGAUAUGAGGGUUGAUUCUUAACCUUAAUAUACCCAAUAUUGCACCCAUUUGAGAAUCCUUACAAUGAGUUGUCCACUCAACAUAGAAGACAAACUUACAAGAGAUUCCUGUUCUCACGUUUUUAUUUUGUACAUUAACUUUUGUAUACAAUGAUCCGCUUCCCCUCCACCAAUCCUAACCUUAACCAUUAAAUGUGUCUAGGGGCAACUUCACCCUACACCAUUCAUGUCUGCACAAGUUUGAAUUCCAGUCUUGGUUCCCCAUUCUGAAUAAUUAGCUGUGUCACUACCAUAUCACACUAUAAGUCAUGAGUAUUCACAAAGGCCAUGAGGCUAAAAUUACCAUGAGUAAAGUCUGUCAGAUUUCCCUACAAAAUAUUUAGAUGAUAAUGCAGCAAGCAAGUCCCUAGACAUGACAAUACUUAUAAAAGUACAUUAAAACCAAACUUUGGGUGAGUUAGUAGUGUUGUUAGUACUACAUUAUAACAGUUCACAGCCCAUGCAAUGCUGUUCAAAGGUUUCUGACACUGGUCUCCAACCAGUUUUUCCAGUAUACUUUCCACUUCUGUUGUUGUAACUUGACAUGUGUUUGCACUGUGUUAAUCCUGUUUUCACCUAGACACAUUUUUACUGAAAGGAGACUAAUAAUGCAUGAUAGUUUGUAGUCCUGUCAACCUGCAACAUUCUUUUGUGUCUGUCUGAAACAUGGAUGUCUGGUGUCUGAGCUAGUGCCUCCAUCAUGAGAACAUUUUCUUCUCUCUGCAUGUGAUCACAUGUGCAAAGGUUAGCAUGCUACUAGUGCUGGGGGCUUACAUUCAGAGGAUCACAUGAUUGUGGGGUCAAACAAUCUUUUUAACCUCACACCACACUGUUGGAUCUUUGCUGCAAAUAUAGGUGACAUUAAUUGGAUGUUAAUGUAUCCUCUGAUGGAUAAAUAUAGUAAGUGAUGUAAUUGCCUGGCCUCAAAAGAAGCACUCGCCUGAAAUGACAAUGUUGACAUUUUUUGUUUAUAUGGACACAGUAUCCUGCCUAUUUAUAAACGUUUCCAGUUGCCAAUUUACUAUUAUUUGUUUUCUGUGCAUAUUGUCACAUGGUUUAGAGCCCGGUCUUCAAUUGGUUUAAAAAAAGGCAUGAGCAUGCCUGUUUCAACAUUUUGGUUGGACACUGCAGUUGUCUGUCAAAGACGUAAACUUUUGUCACAAAAUGCAACCCGACAACGAUGUACUCAUAAAGCUGUUAAUGGUUGCACGGAGUUUGCAGUGUGGCGGCUUUUUACAUGGAAUUGUGUAAUCUAAUAAAUCGAAAAAGUUA